This is a messenger RNA of Oryzias melastigma (Indian medaka), 1314 nucleotides long. RefSeq names its product kazal-type serine protease inhibitor domain-containing protein 1. The transcript has 4 exons. NCBI's taxonomy places the organism in Eukaryota, Metazoa, Chordata, Actinopteri, Beloniformes, Adrianichthyidae. Gene Ontology annotation, biological process: regulation of signal transduction; regulation of cell growth. The coding region runs from base 221 to 1150 and encodes 309 amino acids. Gene Ontology annotation, molecular function: insulin-like growth factor binding. Gene Ontology annotation, cellular component: extracellular region. The record is from RefSeq and is a predicted model, not a curated record.
CUGUUUUAUUUUGAAAGGGCGGAGCGGAAGUUCUGUUUUACCCACUCUAACUUGAUCUCGCGAGCUUGGGAGGCAGCGCGUGCGGCACAGCUGGGCACAGCUUGACGUGCACGCGCAGGAUUUAACAUCUUGUUCCUGAAGUUCUGGCCGGACCGGAAUGGUUUGACAGAGACCCGAUCCGAUCCAGAAUCAUCGCGCCGGUUCUUCAUUAAGGGUUAAAAUGCAGGUUCUGGUUCUGGUCUGUCUCUGUCUGAACCUGUACUCUGUCUUUUCCCGCCCGAACCUAGCGCAGAGCUCCCAGAACCUCAGCACGGAUGCUCCCGAACCAUUCUCGCUCGCUGACCCGGUUCUGGACUAUGACCUGUUUUACUAUGACCUGGAGGGCGGCGGGAACGGUACCGGCGGGGCGGGGGGUUGUGGACCCUGUGACCCGGAGCUGUGCCCGGAGACCCGCGGCUGCCGAGCCGGACUGGUUCCGGACCGCUGCGGGUGCUGCCAGGAGUGCGCGAACCUGGAGGGUCAGGCCUGCGACCCGGGGGAUCGGAACCUCUUCCACGGUCUGUGCGGGUCUGGACUCCGGUGUGAGGCGGACCCGAGCCCCGCGUCGGGAGAGCAGGAGGAGGUGUGCGUGUGUGAGGAGCAGGAGCCCGUUUGCGGCUCCGACGGAACCACCUACACGAACAUGUGUCAGUUCAGGCAGGCCGCCUUCUCCGAACCAGACCUGCAGCUGAGCGCGCGAGGACCUUGCAGGACAGUCCCUGUCAUCAAGGUCCCGCCUCAGAGCCAGCUGAACGGGUCGGGCAGCAGCCUGCUGUUCCUCUGUGAGGUCUUUGCGUUUCCGAUGGCUCUGGUUGAGUGGAGAAAGGAUGGACGAGACAUCGUUCUGCCUGGAGAUGACCCUCACAUCUCUGUCCAGUCGAGGGGCGGUCCUCUAAAAUUUGAGCUUUCCAGUUGGCUGCAGAUUGAGAAGGCGGAGCAAAGUGACUCAGGAACCUAUCACUGCAUAGCUCGCAAUGACCUCGGAUCUGUGUCCGCGUCAGCCGUACUGAGGGUUCUGGAGGCAGAGGAGCUCUCCUCCCACCUGGCCAACAGUGUUGCUGAGAUGAUGCAGCUCAUGGACCACACAGACUACGAUCAGGACUCCUACUGACCAGAACAUGAUGUCACUUCCUGCGUAGGACUCAACGGCCAUCUUUCAAGACCCAAGGCUUUUAUUUUGAAGAGACAGAGAGCAGAGCUCCGGCUGAUAUUCUAUAGCAGGGGUAGGGAACCCUGGUCCUCGAGAUCCGCCUUCCUGCAUGUUUUCCAAUGUAC